Molecule: messenger RNA, 702 nt
Organism: Exophiala bonariae
Lineage: Eukaryota; Fungi; Ascomycota; Eurotiomycetes; Chaetothyriales; Herpotrichiellaceae
Exons: 2
Coding region: 1-702 (233 amino acids)
Source: RefSeq, a predicted model, not a curated record
AUGGUAAGGGCGUUCAGGGCCGUUGGCCUUGGUACUCUCGCUGGAGCUGGAACCUUCACCCUUUGGACCAGACAAUGUCGGAUGGAAGGCCUGGGCAGAGAUGAUCCUGUGUUUCUUCGGCCUUCCUUCGCCAAAUUUAACCCGUCCUCAACGCCUUCGUCUGAGAUGCGUGACAUCUGUACUCGCCGCCUUUCCCUCGAUGAGAUCAGGCCCGACCUGUUAGAGAACAGCCGCAAAGGCGGAUCGGCAUUAGUGGAAGGAUUUGCUCAAGGCGUCUGGGGUGGAUUUGGCUACACACCUCAGAGAUUCCUCCUGAAUCUGGUUCUGGGCGGUCUCCCGGAGAGCGAGAACCAGUUGUGGUCGAAACAAGAGCUAAUAGAGAACGAGUACGAGAUUGGCACUGAGUUCACCGACCACGGCAUCGUCGUCGAGAAGGACCAACAGUCAAUUCUCUUUCGCAUGUCCGACUCUCCAAGGAACUGUCCCGACUCACCGCGAGACAUGGAUGGGCUGAUUGAGCUGCGCGUGGAAUCGGACUUUGCCAACAAGCAUGUUGAUCUCAUAUUCAAGACGGUUUUCUUUGCGGGCACAGGAUUCAAAGGUCCUCCUGGGGGAAAGUUCAUCCCAGGUCCCGUAGAUUGGGCACAUCGUCAGUAUACAAAGUUAUUGGUGGAAGCGGCUGUCGCGAGGGUACGGCGAUGA